Cooperia oncophora is the source of this 486-nucleotide messenger RNA. Lineage: Eukaryota; Metazoa; Nematoda; Chromadorea; Rhabditida; Trichostrongylidae. The record is from the annotation of a GenBank genome assembly.
AUGCCUGAUUCUCCGUUCGUGUUUGCGCUUUUCGAUCUCAUACGAAAGUUGAGCAGCAAUUUCGAUCAUCAGUUAGCAAGGCGAAUACUACGCGAAGCCAUAGAACAUCAUCUCAAAGGGCCGUUGGUACUAGAAUGGGCACCUAACAUGCGUGUUAAUUUGGCCCCCCUCACUGGCCGACGAGUCGUUAACACUCAGCUAGGGGUUGACCAGACUAUGCGAACCAUUGACAAAACGUCGAAGACGAUGGCGGACGAAGAAUCCGUUCGUCGAAGCAGCGAUCAAGUUCGGAACAGACAAAAAGAACGAGUCAAGGGCAGUCCUCGUACCAAAGAAACGCGAGGGUCAAAUGAAGCUUCUGUGGAGGUACGAGGAACGGUGUCUCAAAACAGAGCGCCCUCUGUUGACGAAGACGGCGGCGUUAAACGUAAGCCAGUGGUGAAAUACCUCGCCGGUCAGGCCCAAAUAAACACUUUUGCUGAUUAA